Messenger RNA from Corticium candelabrum, 815 nucleotides. Its product is annotated as proteasome assembly chaperone 1-like. Gene Ontology annotation, cellular component: endoplasmic reticulum. The record is from RefSeq and is a predicted model, not a curated record. The transcript has 4 exons. NCBI's taxonomy places the organism in Eukaryota, Metazoa, Porifera, Homoscleromorpha, Homosclerophorida, Plakinidae. Gene Ontology annotation, biological process: proteasome core complex assembly. Gene Ontology annotation, molecular function: proteasome binding. The coding region runs from base 7 to 726 and encodes 239 amino acids.
UGAAAUAUGUCAGAGAAAGAAUUAAAUUCUGUGUUUAGAUUCCAUGGUGGUAUAGCAUUGCCUAUUCGAUGCAGUACGCUUGUUUGUGGAUUGGAUCCGUUUGCGUCCGUCUUUCUUAGAGGGAGUCUCAUUGGAGGGCCAGGGUGCCAGUUGAUUGGCUCUGGUGUUUGUACGAAUGAUGUAACAAGUGGAAAUAGCUUCAGACAAGACCAACCAACGGACAAGUGUUGUAAUAUUUACAGAAUAGACUCUGAGGAGGAGAGUUUGGUAGCUUGUACCUUCACAUUUGCUGACCCUGCUCAAGACUGGGCAAACGAGCUUUUCAGUUGUAUUGUACCAGGAAGAGUGUUAGUCUUCUGCACUAUGGCGUAUCAAUAUUUCAGAGUCACCGAUCCAUUGUCAGAAACGACUCCAUUCUUGCGACUUUGUUGUUAUCCGGAUUCAGUCAAAGAAUUUCAACGAACUAGAGAAGUCUGCCCAAGGCUUGAGGCUCCUAAUGAACUGACUGGUGCAUCAGGUUUAGUUGUUUCCUACUGUCAACAUCACUCUGUUCCUCUGAAAGUUUACGUGUGCGUCACCGACAGUCCGCGGCCUGACAGACAGACAAUGAGGCGAUUUCUCUCAGCAUACCGAGCAACACCUCAACUGAACUCGUUCGCUGCCACGGAGCAGGACGUCUUCAAGCAACUACCAAACGUCGAGUCGGACACUCCAAUGUACAUCUAGACAAGCCGACUAACGCGCGACGUCGUUAUCUGUAACGCAUACCGUAGAACAAUACCGUAAACAUGCGAACUUCAUUACACGCAUCCACG